AUGAAUUUGAAAUUUCUUAUAGUUCUUUUGGUUUUUGCCAUUACCUCGAGUCAGGCGAGUUUUGAAAGUCAAAUAAUUGACUUUUUAGAGGAGUUACGUAUGCGUAUGUGCCACCCCAUUCCGAAUUUGGGCAUGCCUGCCUUGGAUCCUUUCCAAAUACCAGAACACCAUGAAAUUGCUGUGGAUAAUAAAUAUUUUGUGGAUUUUAUCGGCUCGAUCGACGACUUCUUCCUCCAUGGACUUUCCGAUUUUAAAAUUAAUGAUCUAAACAUCUAUACUGUUCCGCUUCGACGAAGCACCAUUAACGUGACCUUCCCGUUGACUUGGUUCCAAACUUUAUAUUCCGCCAAAGGAUCACUAGCCUAUAUUGUUAAUCUUGCAGGAGACGGCAAUGCAGAAGCUUCAAUAACUGACUUUACUUUCUCCUUUUCUUGGAUACUAAAAUCUGGCAUUCAUUUAGGCAUUAGAGGUCUACAAAUUGAAAUGUAUUUAGGCGGAUUGAAUGUGGAUUUUCAGAAUUUGCUUGAAGAGGAAAGAAUCAACGAAUUUAUUCAUGCUCUAAUUAAUGAGCUGGGCGUAGAGUUGCUGGAUGAUAUAUGGACAUACGAGCAAGAUGUUGUAGUCGCAUGGGUAGAAACGCGAAUCAAUAACUUUAUCGGGCAGUACACCCUGGCGGACAUUAUUAAAAUAAUAGCUGGAGGAGGUGGUGAAGGUGGAGAAAGCAAACCUAUAUUUGAUGGGGUGGAGCCAGAUUGUAAGCUUUCUGAAGACUGAGUUUGAACUAGAAGCAUUUCAUCGAACCUAAAGCCUUAAAUUAACAAUUUCGAUUAUAGUAUGUGUAUGUACAUAACCUUAUUAUAUGUAUGUCAAUGAUAAUUACGACCACCUACAUUUUAUUACGCUC
Scaptodrosophila lebanonensis is the source of this 904-nucleotide messenger RNA. RefSeq lists its product as uncharacterized. The transcript has 4 exons. NCBI's taxonomy places the organism in Eukaryota, Metazoa, Arthropoda, Insecta, Diptera, Drosophilidae. The record is from RefSeq and is a predicted model, not a curated record. The coding region runs from base 1 to 774 and encodes 257 amino acids.